AUGAACAUUCGUAUCCUCCCUUUAACAUCUCAAUUCGUUCCCAACAUGGCCACCAUUGCCCCGGAGAUCGCUGGUGCAAUGGAUAAAUCCAUCAGCGAUGCCAAAACCUUGCUGAGAGAGGUCGACUUAGACAUAUUCCAUCAUCCGGAACUCAACUAUCAAGAGUUUCACGCGCACGAUGCUCUCGUCGAAGUACUCAAGAAGCUUGGUUUCAAAGUCACCCCUCACGCAUACGGAAUUCCUACAUCUCUGGAGGCAGACUACGGAGAAGGCGGCCGUCUCGUCGUCUUCAACGCCGAGUACGACGCGCUCCCUGAAAUCGGCCACGCCUGCGGCCACAACCUCAUCGCCACCGCAUCCCUAGCUGGCUUCAUCGCCACAGUUGCCGCCCUGAAGGCGUCCGGCAAGCCUGGACGCGUUAGACUUCUAGGCACUCCGGCCGAAGAAGGUGGUUGCGGCAAGGGCAUGCUCGUAGGCAAAGGAGCAUACGACGGCGUCGCAGCCUGCGUGAUGGCUCACCCGGCCCCAAUGUUCACCUACGGUAACGAAGGGCGACACGGUGACGUAUUUGUCAAUCAUGUCUCUGCCACCGCCUUCAGAAUCAAGUUCAAGGGCAAGGCUGCGCACGCCGCCGCCUCGCCUUGGGAGGGCGUGAAUGCUCUCGAUGCUGCUGUCCUCGGCUACAACGGCGUCAGCAUGAUGAGGCAGCAGAUGACGAAAGAUUCCACCGUCCAUGGCAUUUUCACUGACGCCGGCGUCAAGAGCAACAUCAUUCCCGACUUUGCUGCCGUUGACUAUACCGUGCGCGCGCCAACCAUUGAGAAGACCAAGGAGCUGCGAGACCGCGUCAUUGCGAAUUACCGCGCUGGCGCCAUCGCCACGGGCUGCGAGAUGAAGGUCGAGUACGAUGUCUUUUACGCGCCCUUGCGCCCGAACAAGCAGCUUUCUCUGGUGUUUGCGGACGCUGCGGCAGACUUGGGCAUUCCCAUGUGGUGCGACGUCGACACCAAGGAGGUCAUCUCUGGGGCUACCGACCAAGGGAACGUUGGCUGUGUUGUGCCUGUCAUCCAUCCUAUCUACGGGAUUGAGGCCAAGGAAGGGCAGAGUAACCACACUGCCGGCUUCACGGAAGCUGCCGGAGCCGAAUCGGCACACGAGCGAAGUCUUCUUAUUGCCAAGGCUCUGGCGAGGUCCGCAUGGGCUGUCUUGACCGACGAUGAGGUGGCAUCCAAAGUUCAGCGUGAGUUCGAAGAAACUGUAUCGGAGAGGAGGUUGAAGAUUUCUCUUGAGGAGGAGAUGUCUCUUAUCACGAAAGACUCCUCUCAGAUGAGCACACCUGUUAAGAAACUUUGCUCUUGUGGCAACGGAGUUUGA
This is a messenger RNA of Colletotrichum abscissum, 1374 nucleotides long. RefSeq names its product amidohydrolase. Gene Ontology annotation, molecular function: dipeptidase activity. The transcript has 2 exons. The coding region runs from base 1 to 1374 and encodes 457 amino acids. NCBI's taxonomy places the organism in Eukaryota, Fungi, Ascomycota, Sordariomycetes, Glomerellales, Glomerellaceae. The record is from RefSeq and is a predicted model, not a curated record.